Balaenoptera ricei (Rice's whale) is the source of this 2506-nucleotide messenger RNA. Its product is annotated as pre-rRNA-processing protein TSR1 homolog. The transcript has 2 exons. NCBI's taxonomy places the organism in Eukaryota, Metazoa, Chordata, Mammalia, Artiodactyla, Balaenopteridae. The coding region runs from base 1 to 2415 and encodes 804 amino acids. Gene Ontology annotation, cellular component: nucleus; preribosome, small subunit precursor. The record is from RefSeq and is a predicted model, not a curated record. Gene Ontology annotation, biological process: maturation of SSU-rRNA from tricistronic rRNA transcript (SSU-rRNA, 5.8S rRNA, LSU-rRNA); endonucleolytic cleavage of tricistronic rRNA transcript (SSU-rRNA, 5.8S rRNA, LSU-rRNA); ribosome biogenesis. Gene Ontology annotation, molecular function: GTPase activity; GTP binding; U3 snoRNA binding.
AUGGCGGCUCAUCGCUCUGGCCCGCUUAAGCAGCAGAAUAAAGCUCAUGAAGGCGGGCGGCAUCGGGGUCGGGGAUCCGCGCAGCGGGACGGCAAGGGCCGUCUAGCACUGAAAACCCUAAGCAAGAAGGUGAGAAAAGAUCUCAGCAAAGUGGACCAGAGGCAUCGCGCCAGUCAGCUCCGAAAGCAGAAGAAGGAGGCGGUUUUGGCAGAAAAGAGACAGCUCGGCAGCAAGGAUGGCCCUCCUCAUCAGAUACUGGUGGUUCCCCUGCACAACAGGAUUUCCCUGCCAGAGGUCUUUCGACUGCUUCAGGAUAGGGACACUGGAACAGUACACUUGAAUGAAUGGGGAAGCACCCAUAGCUUUAUGCUGUUAUGCCCCCGCUUGAAACAUCGGUGGUUUUUUACAUCUGCAAGGCCAGGGGAUCUGCACACUGUGUUAGACAUGGCUAAAGUGGCUGAUACCAUCCUGUUCCUCCUUGAUCCACUAGAAGGCUGGGAUAGCACUGGGGAUUACUGCCUUUCCUGCCUCUUUGCUCAGGGCCUUCCCACUUAUACAUUAGCUGUCCAGGGGGUUUCGGGCUUCCCACUGAAGAAACAAACAGAUGUCAGGAAGAAGCUAAGUAAAGCAGUGGAGAAGCGCUUUCCUGAUGACAAACUCCUCCUGUUAGGCACUCAACAGGAGGCAGGGAUGCUGCUCAGGCAGUUGGCUAACCAAAAGCAACGGCAUCUUGCCUUUCGAGAUCGGCACGCCUACCUAUUUGCUCAUGCUGCUGACUUUGUGCCUAGUGAAGAGAAUAACUUGGUGGGCACCUUGAAGAUCUCAGGCUAUGUUCGUGGGCAGGCUCUGAAUGUAAAUAGCUUGCUGCAUAUCAUUGGACAUGGUGAUUUCCAGAUGAAACAGAUAGAUGCCCCUAUGGACCCUUUCCCUUUAAAUCCUAGAGUAAUCAAAUCCCCAAAGGACCCAGGCAUGGCAAUGGAGAUUUGUGCUACAGAUGCUGUAGCUGAUAUGGAGGAAGACCUGAAGGUCCUAAUGAAGGCAGACCCUGACAGACAAGAAUCUUUGCAAACAGAGGUUAUCCCAGAUCCAAUGGAGGGGGAACAGACCUGGCCCACGGAGGAGGAGCUGAGUGAAGCAAAUGACUUAUUGAAGGAAAGUUCCAAGGUAGUAAAGAAGGUUCCCAAAGGAACAUCCAGUUAUCAAGCUGAAUGGAUUUUGGAUGAGGAUGGCGAAAGUGGUGGGGAAGGAGAUGAGUAUGAUGAUAUAGAACAUGAGGAUUUUAUGGAAGAGGAAUCUCAGGAUGAGGGUAGUGAGAAGGAAGAAGAGGAGGAAUGUGAAACUGUGACUAUAGGAGAGUCCGUGCAUGAUGAUCUGUAUGAUGAGAAAGUGGAUGAAGAGGCUGAGGGGAAAAUGCUGGAGAAAUAUAAACAAGAAAGACUGGAAGAGAUGUUUCCAGAUGAAGUAGAUACGCCCCGUGACGUGGCUGCUAGAAUUCGAUUUCAGAAAUACAGAGGCCUCAAGAGCUUCCGGACAUCUCCAUGGGAUCCUAAGGAAAACCUCCCUCAAGAUUAUGCUCGGAUCUUUCAGUUUCAGAACUUUAUUAAUACUAGGAGACGCAUCUUUAAAGAGAUUGAAGAAAAAGAGUUUGAAGGAGCUGAGGUUGGCUGGUAUGUCACACUUCAUGUCUCUGAAGUCCCUGUCUCAGUGGUUGAGCACUUCAAGCGAGGUGCACCCUUGAUUGCAUUUUCUUUACUACCUCAUGAACAGAAGGUGUCAGUACUUAAUAUGGUGGUGAGCCGGCACCCUGGCAACACUGAACCUGUGAAAGCUAAAGAGCAGCUGAUCUUGCACUGUGGAUUCAGGCGCUUCCGAGCCUCACCUUUAUUCUCUCAGCACACUGCAGCGGAUAAACAUAAAUUUCAGAGAUUCCUGACUGCUGACUUGGCCCUGGUGGUGACAGUAUAUGCCCCUAUCACUUUUCCUCCUGCAUCUGUGAUGCUUUUCCAACAGCACAGCAAUGGAAUGCACAGCCUCAUUGCCACAGGCCAUCUGUUGUCAGUGGAUCCAGACAGAAUGGUCAUCAAGAGAGUUGUUCUGAGUGGUCAUCCUUUCAAAAUUUUUACUAAGAUGGCAGUGGUGCGUUACAUGUUCUUCAACAGAGAGGAUGUGCUGUGGUUUAAGCCAGUGGAACUUAGAACAAAGUGGGGCCGUAGGGGACACAUCAAGGAGCCUUUAGGUACUCAUGGCCACAUGAAGUGCAGUUUUGAUGGGAAGCUAAAAUCUCAGGACACAGUACUGAUGAACCUCUAUAAAAGAGUUUUCCCCAAAUGGACUUAUGAUCCAUAUGUACCAGAACCAGUACCUUGGGUGAAAAGUGAGAUUUCUUCAACAGUGCCUGAAAUGGACAUGGAAUAAUGGAUUCAGUGGGAUUCUGUCUCAUUGCUACUAGUUAGCACUCUAGGGUUGGGAGCCUGUAGGUUGUGAUUGGGCAGUUUAUGUUUUCUAC